This is a messenger RNA of Octopus bimaculoides (California two-spot octopus), 1531 nucleotides long. RefSeq lists its product as uncharacterized. NCBI's taxonomy places the organism in Eukaryota, Metazoa, Mollusca, Cephalopoda, Octopoda, Octopodidae. The record is from RefSeq and is a predicted model, not a curated record.
AUUUCGCAUUUAUAUUAUAAUAUUUAUAUUACAAAUUUAUAGUCCUUAUUAUAUUUAGGUAAUCAUCCAAGUUUCAUGUGUUUAAACAAGUAAAUAAAAAUUAAAGGGGAAAUAACAACUAAAUGACGGCAUGUACACUCACGAAGUGAUUGUGCAUCAGAACUUUGUAGAUUCCACAAAUAAGGACGUUCAUACGCAAAAUAUGGAGAAUAUGUGGAUACGGGUGAAAGAAAAUUACGACGUCAAUUUGGAACGUCAGACAAUUUAUUCGUGUCGUAUUUACACGAAUUCAUAUGAAGGAAUUCUGUGCCAAAAAACAAAAAAAGACUUCCGUUCACUUUUUGGUGGCUAUAGUGUAACAAUCAACAUGGUGUUGGGAAAAACUGAAACAGGCUAUUCCUCUUAUUCUCAAGUCUCCAUUGGACACAAGGUGGAGUGCAAGAACAGAUGCUGUAAAGACUGUUGCGGAGAAUUCCGUAAUAAAUAUGAAGAUAAUCUUAGAACUACAAUCACUAGAACCUAAAUUAUGGAAUUUUUCCAUAUAUAGGUUUAUUUUUCUAUUGGAUUGACUAGUAAUCAAAAACAGUACAUCAUCUCUAUAGAGUGCACCUUUAAUGUCUGGAAAUUCUUAAUGGAAAUGAUAUGGUAUGUAUAUACAUACUAAGUCUGUAACUCAAUCCUUGUUUUUGUUUAUAUUACUUAAGAUUUAUUUACUGAGUUCUCCCUUCCACAAUAUACGAAUAAUAAUCCUUAUUCAACUGACUUCAAAUUUGGUUACUUCUAAAAAACUAGUAAUAUCUUGAUAUCCAUUAUUAUAGCUUAAUUCUAUAUCUACGGGGUUAUUUAGGUUCUAGUGUUUGUAGCUCUAAGUUUAUCUUCAUAUUUAUUACGGAAUUCUCCUUACGAUAAAUUAACUAAACAAAGAACAUUUUUGUUAGGUAUCUCUUCAUAUUUAUUAUGGAAUUCUCCCUCUGAUAAACUAAUAAAUAAAGAACACUUUUUAUUAGUUACUUUAAACAAUUUUUUUUUAUAUCAAUAACUUUAAAUAAAUAGAAGAGUUCUUAUAUAUUACCAAUGUAAUUAUCAUUUAUAUUUUUUUACACAUUUUAUUACAGUUUCUAGAUUAAGUAAGACCCUGAUACUUAAUUUAAAUACCUAUAUAUUAUUGUAUGUUAUUGUAAUAGCAAAAGAUUGUCUUUGACCUAAACGAGUUUGGAUUAAUAUUAUUUGAGAUAUAUAGAAAUAUAUUUUGAUAGUUGUAGAUUCUACUUACUUAAUUAUUUUAUUUGUUAUAAUUUUGUUGUUUUUUAAUUGUAAUUGCUAUGUAGUUGAAAGUUAACACUCAUGCUCAUAAUUAAUACGAAUUUGAAUUAAUUUUUUUACAAUCCAGCUGUCCUUUCAAACAAAAUUUCAUCUGUCUUUAAAUUUUAGCUCUGAUGAGACUUAUAUAAGUGAAUUGAAUUGUUUAUAUAUCAAAAAAUGUACACAAGUCGAAACAAAUUGUUGACUUUUUUGGUUUUUUAAUGCUAUC